AUGGUCCAAGUGAAGGCAUGCAUCAAUGGCAGCAGACAACAGCGGCGACGAGUAGCGGCAGCGGUGCCGAACGGCAUGCUUGGUGGCAUUAUUUCAGCCAUUCAAGCAUGCCGCGGUGAUGAGCAGCGCACAUCUUUUUUAUCACUUCCACCUUUUCUUCUUUUUUUACACCAGAUCAUAAGUGCUCAUGUUCAUGCAUACAUACAAGCAAUGGAAAAAUUACAGCUGGAUUUAGCGACAUCAAGUGAUUUGAUUGGAGUUGAGACCAAGAGCACAGGACUCUUCUUAAGAGGAAAAGAACCUUCGAAGAAUCAUUCAUCUGUUUUUGCUCUGGGGGAUAGGAUUAAUAUUCUAAAGGAAAUUGAUCAGCCAUCAUUGAUCCCACACAUAGCUGAAGCUAAUUCUCAAAGAUAUCCAUAUGAAGUUUUGUUUAGGAGUCUGCACAAGCUUCUGAUGGAUACCGCUACUUCUGAAUACCUUUUUUGUGAUGUUUUCUUUGGAGAAGAAUCUAUAUUCUAUGAAAUUUUUGCAGGACCAUUUGCUGUUCUUGAUGAACAUUUCAAUGUGGCUCUUUCAAAUUGUUAUGAUGCCAUUGGUUUGAUGCUUAUGAUAUGCAUAGUUCAUCAGCACCAGCUGGUCAUGUUCAGGCAGCAAAUUCGAUGCUUGGAUUCAUACCUCGACAAGGUCAAUAUUUCUUUGUGGACUCGGUUCCAGUUGGUAUUUGAUAUGCAUGUCAACAGUCUACGAAAUGCCAACAUAAGGUCAUUAUGGGAAGAUGAUGUCCAUCUUCACUAUGUAAUCAAGAGCUCAGUUGAAUUCACAUCAUCUCUUGGUCACCUCAACGUUGAAUAUGGAGAUGGAUACAAUCUGCUUGAUCAGAACAUUAAAACAUUACGAAUGGCAAUUGAUGACCUGCUUGUUAGGCUUGCCAAAAAAUUCACAAAGCCGAAGUUGCAGAAAGCGUUUCUUAUACAAAACUAUGAGAUGAUAAUUGCUAUACUGAGGGAAGGUCGUACUAGAGGUGGAUUAAGAAAAGCACACUUUGAGGAAGUGAGAACAGAGAAAUACUUUGAUGAACUGCGAAAAAGCAGCACAGUCGCAUUUAUUCAAGAAAUUCUGCUUGAGCAUUUCAAUGAUCUAAUCAAAUUUGUGGAGUCACGUGGCUCCGAAGAAUCAAGUUUCAGUGCCGAGAAUCCUUCAGUCACUGAUCUUGAACCGCUGGUGCACGAUGUCUCUUCCAGAUGGAAAGCUGCUAUAAAGUUGAUAGAGAAGGAUAUCACCGCAUCUUUCAGCAACUUUGAGAGUGGAACAAGGAUCGUCACAUUGACUUUGACAGAGCUGCUGCGAUAUUACACAAUGUUCAGAGAAAGGGUGAACAAAAUGGAAGGCGGUACUGCUUUGACCAGCCAGUUGGUUUCAACAUUCACCUUUUUAUGUGAAAUCAGAAAAUAUUUCAUAACUUUCUAGGUAUUAUUUAGACACAAAAAUGGAUUCCCCCCCUCUAAUCAGAAUAUUUUGCCAAUUAGUUUAGUUGGGUAGUUGCUUCUAAUGUUCACUCUAGUAAAACAAAUGGUGACAGAACUAGUUCAUGUAUGAUGUAUCUGUGAAACAAAUGAGAAAUACAGAGUGAUUCAUUUUCGUUGGA
Molecule: messenger RNA, 1645 nt
Organism: Dioscorea cayenensis subsp. rotundata (Guinea yam)
Lineage: Eukaryota; Viridiplantae; Streptophyta; Magnoliopsida; Dioscoreales; Dioscoreaceae
Product: vacuolar protein sorting-associated protein 52 A-like
Exons: 11
Coding region: 1-1467 (488 amino acids)
Biological process (GO): Golgi to vacuole transport; endocytic recycling; retrograde transport, endosome to Golgi
Cellular component (GO): GARP complex
Molecular function (GO): syntaxin binding
Source: RefSeq, a predicted model, not a curated record